Drosophila hydei is the source of this 1815-nucleotide messenger RNA. RefSeq names its product transmembrane protein 104 homolog. Bases 98 to 1612 code for a protein of 504 amino acids. The record is from RefSeq and is a predicted model, not a curated record. The transcript is spliced from 4 exons. Lineage: Eukaryota; Metazoa; Arthropoda; Insecta; Diptera; Drosophilidae.
GUUCCAAAAACGGUAUACAAAAGUAUUUUUUAUUCUAUUUUUCUAACUUACUGCGUGGUCACAUUGUCUUAUCUAUUUGUACAACAAAGAAAAUAAAAUGCGUAGAGGAGUUAGUUCCCCACCUGUUGACUCGGCUUCAUACUCUAAUUUGGUCGGAUUCAUUUUCAUAUUCAAUCUUAUUGUUGGGACUGGAGCGCUAACUCUGCCAGGAGUUUUUGCCAAAGCAGGAUGGUGCCUAAGUUUGGUUGUGAUAAUACUAUUAGCUCUUGUAAGCUAUAUCACAGUAACAUUUGUUAUCGAAGCUAUGGCUGGCGCGAAUGCGAUAAAGCACUGGCAAAGUCUUCAGGCUUUACGUUACAGACGCAAUUCGAAUGAAGACGAGAAUGAAUUACUUUCGAACACAGAAAGCGAAACGGUUCCCCUGACAAUUCAUAAUGCGGAAUUCCAUUAUUAUCAAUUAACGCAAAAGUUUGAAUUAGGUGAAAUGGCCACAAUGUUUUUCAAUGAUUUCGGCCGUACAUUAUUUUACCUAUGCUUUAUAAUUUACCUGUAUGGAGAUUUGAGCAUAUAUUCUGCUGCUGUGGCUAGAAGCUUGCGUGACGUAUUAUGCGAACACGAUCAUUCAAACAGUUCGGACAUCUCGAUUUCAGAAUCAAGCUCAAUGCAUCUGCUUGGUGACUUUAAGGGCAACGAGAAUCGUGCGUGCUGGAAGGAAUAUAAUUUAUCAAGGCUAGUUAUGUACAGAAUAAUCUUGAUUGGAUUUACAAUCAUUUUUGGACCACUCGUUAUAUUUAGCAUUCAGAAAACAAAGUAUUUACAAAUGCUAACUGCCGUUUUUCGAUGGUUGGCAUUCUUUCUAAUGAUAUGCAUUGCCAUCAAGAUGCUCUGUACUGAUGGGGCGAAAGGACACCCAGUUGCCGUAAACUUUUACGGCAUCCCAUCAUUGUUUGGCGCAUGUGUCUACUCGUUCAUGUGUCACCAUUCGUUGCCCAGUUUAGUGGCUCCAAUUAAAACCAAGUCAAUGAUUGCCAAAAUUCUUUCAUACGAUUACAUUUUAAUUUGUACGUUUUACAUAGUACUCGCGAUUUCAGGUGUUUUUGCGUUUGAGCACAUUGAAGACCUUUACACAUUGAAUUUUCUGCCCUAUCGCGAUACAACUGAUGGUUUCAUGUCGUCCUUUUUUAUUGGCAUCGAUUAUUUUCUGUCCUUGUUUCCUGUAUUUACGUUAUCCACUAGUUAUCCACUUAUUGCUAUUACCCUUAAAAACAAUCUUCAGACUUUGUUUCUGGAUAUGUCCCGAUAUAAUUCAUAUAGCAUAUUCAUACGAGGUCUUUUCCCUCUUUUAGCUGUUCUGCUACCCUUUUGUGUAACAUAUUUCACUGAAAAUCUAUCUACCCUAGUGGCAUUUACAGGGAGCUAUGCUGGAGUUGGCAUACAAUAUGUCAUACCUGUUUGCUUGGUCUAUUUCUCGCGAGUAACAUGCUCCGAACUUCUGGGUAAUGGAAUUAUAAAUCAAUUUCAAAGUCCAUUUCAAUCAAACAUAUGGUUAGCGCUGGUGUUAACUUGGUCAGUAUUAUCCGUGUUUUUAGUAUCUAUUAAAUUGUUCAGCUAAGAAUAUGUACACACGCACAACAUACAGAAAAUAAUUCUUAGUAUUAAUAAGCAUCGGCUGUGAAAUUUGAUUUCAAAUUAAAAGAUUUUCCUACUUUGAUUAACUAAUUGAAAAUUAGAUAUCACCAGGACAUAGAAAUCAUAUGGAAAUCGUUGAAAAACUGUAUUUGUUAUAUAAGCCUUAGCUGGUAAUUACAUUUUAAA